AUGCAAUCGGCGAAAGACAAGGCGAAGGACGAGAAGACCAAAGACAAGCCGAAGGACGCGAAGAAGGACUCGAAGGGCGGCAAAGAGGCGCCGAAGACGUCUGCGGCCGGCGAUGGCGGCGAUGUCUGGCCAAUAAAGACCACGCCUUACGACCCGAGGUUUCCCAACCAAAACCAGUCCCGUAAUUGCUAUCAAAACUAUUUGGAUUAUCACAGAUGUCUGAAAGUGAAGAAUGACGACAAAGAGUACUGCCAUUGGUAUCAGUGGGCGUACACUGAGCUCUGCCCUAAGUCUUGG
Molecule: messenger RNA, 297 nt
Organism: Medioppia subpectinata
Lineage: Eukaryota; Metazoa; Arthropoda; Arachnida; Sarcoptiformes; Oppiidae
Source: the annotation of a GenBank genome assembly